Molecule: messenger RNA, 4572 nt
Organism: Malaclemys terrapin pileata
Lineage: Eukaryota; Metazoa; Chordata; Testudines; Emydidae
Gene: TBC1D2B
Product: TBC1 domain family member 2B
Exons: 13
Coding region: 222-3098 (958 amino acids)
Biological process (GO): regulation of DNA-templated transcription
Source: RefSeq, a predicted model, not a curated record
CCGAGCAGGGGAGAUUCCCGGCUGCAGGGCCAGGCUGGCCGGGGUGGGGCAGGGCAGGAGAUGCCCUGGCAGCGCCCGUAGCUCUCCCUCCUCUGUCAGCGAGAGGGCGGAGGGACGCCCGGGGACUACAAGUCCCGUCAGGCGGCGGGCUGGGCUGCUCCGCGAAGCGGCCGGAGGGAGGCCGUGUGCCCGCGGCAGUGCUGGCAGGGAGGCGAGGGGAGAUGCCGGCGGCGGGGUCCGCCGAGGGGGAGGAGGGCGGCGGCGGGGACGCCGCGGUGCCGCUGAGCCCGGCGGAGCAGGCUGGGCCGGGCGCCCCCAAGCUGUGCGGUUACCUGCAGAAGCUGUCGGGCAAGGGCCCGCUGCGGAAUUUCCGCAGCCGCUGGUUCGUCUUCGAUCCCCGCCGCUGCUACCUCUACUACUUCAAGGGCCCGCAGGAGGCGCUGCCGCUCGGCCACCUGGAUAUCGCCGCCUCCUGCUUCAGCUACCACCAGCCCGAGGCCGCCGCCGCUAGCGGGGACGAGGCCGCCGCCUUUGAGGUGCACAGUCCCGGCGGCAUCGUCACCGUGCUCAAGGCUGCUACCCGUCAGGACAUGACAUACUGGCUUCAGGAACUUCAACAGAAGAGAUGGGAAUAUUGUAACAACCUUGAUGUAGCAAAGAGGGACAGCAGAACUUCACCUACACCCAGUGACUUUUCCAAAGGUCUUGUUGCCAAAGACAAUAUAGAUUUGAAUAUCCUGAAUCCAAAUGUCUCAGCAGAGAAAGCUAGAAAUGUCCUAGCUGUGGAGACUGCUCCCACGGAACUGGUAGGAGAACAAGCAGCUUGCCAGCCAGCACCGGUCCAACAAAGUGCUAUCAAUUUCUCCCUAAAACAAUGGGGUACUGAGAUCAAAAAUUCAAUGUCUUCCUUAAGAUCUGGAAAAGGAAACAGUGAAAAUCGUAAGAGUGUGUUUUAUACCAGCGAAGAGUGGGAGAUGUUAGAUCCAACCCAAAAGGACUUAGAGGAGUCAAUGGCACUGGAAGAAAGGCGGAAACAUGCAUCAGAAGGAAACAAAGGAGUGACUAGUUCAGCCUUUCCAUUUGAUUUUGGCCGUAUUCCAUACAAAGCAAGACGUCCAUUGAAAGAAAUGAUUGUAUCAAGCAAAAAUCGGAAUAGUAGUGACACAUCUCCAGUUGAAUGGAAUUCUGGGAAUGGCAACAAACUAGCUUCUGAAAUGCAACUGAAGUUUCAAAGCCAGCAAGAAGAGUUGGAAAGGCUAAAGAAAGAUUUGUCGAGCCAAAAGGAACUUGUGCGACUCUUGCAGCAGACAGUCCGGUCUUCCCAGUACGAUAAAUACUUUGCAAGCCAUCUUUGUGACAGGGUUCCAAAAGACAAAUUAGAGCUGCUACACCAAAAAGAUGAUCAGAUUUUGGGUCUCAACAACCAGCUUGAAAAGCUAAAUCUGGAAAAAGAUAGUCUCCAGCAGGAAGUAAAGAAUCUGAAAUGCAAAGUUGGAGAACUCAAUGAGCAGCUGGGUAUGUUAAUGGAAACAAUUCAAGCCAAAGAUGAAGUGAUCAUGAAACUCUCUCGUGAGCUCAGUGAAUGUGAGGACAAUCCAUCCUCCCAAAGUGGAACAGCAAAUUCUUCCAUGUUAUCCUCUUUUAACAAGGAACUACAGGAGCUGGACAGACUAAAAGACAAUCUUCAGGGUUACAAAACCCAGAAUAAAUUUUUAAAUAAGGAGAUUUUGGAACUUUCUGCUCUACGAAGAAAUGCAGAAACAAGGGAGAGAGACUUGAAUGCAAAGUGUGCUAGCCUGGAAGCCAAACUUUGUCAGAUAGAAAGUAAAUACUUGAUCUUGCUUCAAGAAAUGAAGAAUCCUGUUUGCUCUGAGGAACAGAGCCCUGCUCGUGAUGUCAUUACUCGUUUGCUUGAAGAUGCUUUGAAAGUGGACAGCAGUGAGCAUCCAGAACAAGCUUUCUUUAAACCUUUCCUUGUCAGUGAACAUGAUAUUUAUGGGUUUCAGACAGUCCCAGAAGACGAUGAGGAAGAGAAAUUAGUAGCAAAGGUGCGAGCCUUAGAUCUGAAAUCCAUUUCUCUCACUGAAAACCAGGAGAUUUCUACAGGGGUAAAAUGGGAAAACUAUUUUGCAAGCACAAUGAACAGGGAGAUGAUAUGCUGUCCAGAACUGAAGACCCUUAUCCGCUCUGGAAUCCCGCAUGAACAUCGUUCCAAGAUGUGGAAGUGGUGCAUCAACCUCCACAUUAAAAAAUGCAAGGACAGCACUGAUCCUGGAUAUUUCCAAACCCUGCUUCAGAAUGCCCUUGAAAAACAGAAUCCUGCAUCCAAACAAAUAGAGCUGGAUCUCUUGCGAACUUUGCCAAACAACAAGCAUUACUCUUCCCCCACUUCUGAAGGGAUCCAGAAGCUAAGAAAUGUCCUUCUGGCAUUUUCAUGGAGAAAUCCUGAUAUAGGAUAUUGCCAAGGUCUCAAUAGAUUGGUAGCAAUUGCACUUCUCUACUUGGAACAGGAAGAUGCUUUUUGGUGUCUGGUUACAAUAGUGGAAGUUUUCAUGCCUCGUGAUUAUUAUACUAAAACUCUGCUAGGCUCUCAGGUUGACCAGCGAGUGUUCAAGGAUCUAAUGAGUGAGAAACUGCCACGAUUGCAUGCUCACUUUGAACAAUACAAACUUGACUACUCACUCAUAACUUUCAACUGGUUUCUGGUGGUAUUUGUGGACAGCGUGGUCAGUGACAUCCUCUUUAAAAUAUGGGACUCUUUCCUAUAUGAGGGAUCAAAGGUCAUUUUCCGGUUUGCCCUGGCUCUUUUUAAAUACAAAGAAGAGGAGAUCUUAAAACUGCAAGAUUCAAUGUCCAUAUUCAAGUACCUCCGAUAUUUCACUCGCACCAUUCUUGAUGCUAGGAAACUGAUCAACAUUGCUUUUGGAGAUCUGAAUCCUUUCCCGCUGCGUCAGAUCAGGAACCGGAGGACCUACCACCUGGAGAAAGUGCGCUUGGAGCUAACUGAACUUGAAGCCAUUCGUGAGGACUUCCUGCGUGAACGGGAGACCAGCCUAGACAAAAGGGACCUUAUCAGUGAUGACGAAGAAGAUAGUUGAGAGAAUUCAUUGACUUACACUCUCUUUUGGAAUCGUGACCAAAGCUUAUUGAGUGGGUUAACUUCAAAUACACUUCUAUUUUAUUAAUCCUUUCAAACUGAAUGUUAAAUAGUGGCAUUUGGAAAUAUGCAGGACAGAUUUCCAAACCUCAGCACUUUCUUUCAAAAAUAUUGUUUUGUAUCGGAGGCCAAACAGUUCUGUUUACACCUGUGUUCAUGCAACUGUAUAGAGCACUUAAAAAUUAAUAUCUCUUUCAAUCAGUUAAACAGCUGAGCUACCAGUUGUUCUUCUGAAGUGCCUCAUCAGUGUCUGUAUGUGAAGUAGUAGCAUAGAAAAGUCCUUGCUCUUUUAAUCUACCAUUUUGUCUCAUUUCUGAACUUGUAUAUUAUACUGAACAUAGUUAUACAUUUUUAUAGCACAGCCCCACAACAUGAAAAGACAUCAUUUUUCAGUUUCAGGCAGAUGCACAAAACUGGCUUUCAUAGUAUUGUCAUGAAUAAAUCAGCCAUUAUUUGUGUUACAGCUGAGAGGAUAUGGAAUGGAACACAGCAAGAGCUUUCAUGUUGCUCUGUUUCUUUAAAGGCAGCAUGAAAAUGGGAUAGCUAAAAAGAAUGUGUGUGUGUGUAUAUACUUAAAAUAGAAAACAAAUAAUCAUUUAAUCUUUCAGACUACUUUAAUUACAGUGCAAAACAUAACAGUUGUAUUUAUUUUGAACAGCUGUUUUAUUCAGAUUCCCCUUAAUGCAGAGGAAAAUGUCCACCAAGUUCUGUUAUUUAAUCUUUUUGUUUUUCUUCUGGCCACAACUUCUCAAAAAAUGACAAGCAGCUCUUAAGGAGGAUGGAGUUCACCACAGGAGUCCCACAAACAUCUAGCAGAUAUUCUGUUGCUUAUGUUGUAAAGUUUGUUUUUUAUGAAGUCCUAUUCUUCUCCCAGUUUGGGGUCUAAACUAGGAUGAUGUUUGGAUUUUAGAAAAGCACCCAAGGGAACAACUUUUUUCAUGAAUAUAAUCUAUAUAUUGCAAUGUUUACAUUACAGUAUUCUUAGAAAGGAAAACAAAUGUUUAGCCAUUCAUCAGAGAAGCCUAAAGGCCACAGAGCCUGUGAAGAAGUUGGUUAAAAUUCUUUUUUUGUGGAAAUAAACCAUAUAACACACUUCCAGAAACAUGCUGCUGUGAAUGCUGUAUGCAUAUGUAUCCACGAGAGAGCUCAGGAAACAGACCAUGUUAUUCACUUACCAUUGUCUCUGACAUUGUUACUAUGAAAAGCUUGUUGGAUACCACUGUUCUUUCACUUUGAUGUAUGCUGUUAGAGGACCUGAUGGAUUUUUCUUACUUUGUUCUCGUUCUGUUUAGAUUUGUUUAUAAUCUUCUUUCCCAAGCUUUUCAAUCAUCAGAAUGUCCGUUUGAUCAAAACGUUACCUUUUUGAGAGCAACAGAAAACAAGAAUUCAAACAAAAGUCAUUAAAUAUCUCUCUC